Messenger RNA from Ictalurus punctatus (channel catfish), 1428 nucleotides. RefSeq lists its product as uncharacterized. Bases 160 to 999 code for a protein of 279 amino acids. The transcript is spliced from 5 exons. Gene Ontology annotation, biological process: regulation of apoptotic process. Lineage: Eukaryota; Metazoa; Chordata; Actinopteri; Siluriformes; Ictaluridae. The record is from RefSeq and is a predicted model, not a curated record.
AUCCUAUUAAAUAAUUCAGUCACGCUAUUUAGAUGUGUCUCAAGACAGAAAGAAAAACUCGGACGCCUCAUGUGCAGUGUCUCUAUAGCAUGUAUUAAAUGAGUAAGAAAAUGUGUAAGGAGGAGAAUAAACCAACUGGUUAAAAACUAGGAUGAGCUCAUGCUGGGAAAUUCUCCCUGGGAAUUUACAGGCUGCGGCGCGCAUGCGCACUGGUCUACAUGUACAGCAUCGCGCUGUCGGUUUCGUUUGGAGAUCAAUGCGAGCUGGUGUGCAGAAGAAGAAGAGGUCAGUGCUUGUGGCUUCUCUUUGAUCAACAUCGUCGCAUCGAACAGCAGCAUGACAGUGAUCUCACCAGAUAAGGUACUUAAGCGUGAGCUGUGCACGCUGAGCAAGCGCAUGCCCUCCUGCAUGGUGCAGCAGAUUUCGGAUUGCCUACGCAACUCACGUGCGCUCACCGACUACGAGGUGCAGGUGAUUCGUGCCGCGGCCACAGACAUGCAACAAGCCACGUGUCUCCUGCAAACGCUCCUGCGCAAGGGCCGCACACCGUGUCUGCUCUUCUUCCGGUGCCUGUAUGCGUGCAGCCCCUCGCUCUUCCACACCGUCACCAGAGGCUUGGUGAAAGUUACUGAUGAGGAUCACCAUCACGUGGAGAUGUCUUCCUUUGCAGAGGCAUCUGGACCUGUUCCCUCAUGUGUCAUAAACAUUAACAAUUCCUCGGUGUCCAACUGCAUCAUUGGAAACAACAACAGCUUGUGCUGUCUUCUCUCUCAGACUGAUGACAUUAACGAUGCAGUAGAAGAUACACAGAGGAGUCAGCAGAGAGAAACGCCAGACUCCUCAGCGGCUCCUAACGUUCAGGUGGAGCACUCCAACGUAGAGUACGUCAUCAUAGGGGACAACAACUACAUGAACAUUGAGAGCAGUCUGGACUCAGAAGAUCAGGAAGAAACAGAUAGUGUGCUGGAGGAUUUUGGGGGGAUAAAGAGGGUGAGAUAAUCAAGAUGGAGACCACAGACUGUAUAUAACAUACGUUAUGUUCCUUGAUGGCAUCAUAAAAAAAAAAAAGAAAAGAAAAGUUGUCAUGAGCAAAGAAACUCAGGUGAUGUUUUACACAAGCACUCAGUUUAAAACCAGUCAUGGUUAAGAAGGUAUACACAUUGGUGUGAUCUAAUCCAUAGCAGUGUGCAUAGCAUUGUAAAUGCUGUCUCAUGUCAGUACCUCAGUAUUGAUUUGGGUUUUUGUUUUUUUUUGUUACAAAGCGACUGCUAUAUAUUUAUAAGCUAUGUCUUACUGCUUUUGUGCAUGUUUUAUGCUUCACCCAUGAUGAACUGUUUUAUAUUUAUAUAUGAUAUGUUAUUUAUUAAGGCUUGUGAACCUUGUUUUAGUCGAAACAAUAUAUUAAAAAAUAUCAACAAAACUGUAUCG